AUGGACACCAUCAAGGAGAUCGUGCGCGACGCACCUUUUGGCCAACUCGUCCGUUACGCAACACGUAACCGCUUCUUCAAGUAUCCAGAAGAGUUACCUGGGUUCAAAAUCCCAUCUGCGUAUAUCGAGAAGGAUACCAGUGCGUCAGCUUCACAGAGCCAGGCUCACUCCGACAACUCCGCAGCUGCCAUUAGACAGUCCAUCUCAACCCCAGCUACUACAGAUUCCCCUCAAGUCGACCUCGAAAAACCCCACUCAAGAACCGCAGAAGGAGUGAACGCAUCCGACCGCAACUCAACCUCAACAGCACCCCUCCCGUCGCAUGCCCUCCCUUUCAGCCCCUCACGCCUCGAAGCCGACCUAGCCCUUCACGCCACCCACUCACCCGCCCAUGGCAUCGCCCCCGUUAAAACAGCCGACGGCCUUAUACUAGCCGAAUGGUACACCACGACCGACACUGCGAACCCGCAGAAUUGGUCGCAGGGCAAGAAGGCAUGGACGGCUUUCUUGAUCUGUCUCUAUACGUUCAUUGUGUAUGCGGGUAGCUCGAUCUAUGUUAGUAGUACGCUGCUGGUUAUGAGAUAUGGCAUUGGGCCGUUGUUGUUUGCGCCUUUGAGUGAGGUACCACAACUCGGCAGAAACAUACCAUACAUCACUACUUUCGCGCUCUUCACCAUCCUCACUUUACCAACUGCACUGGUAGACAAUCUCGGCGGCUUCCUGUUCCUUCGCUUCCUACUCGGCUUCUUCGGAAGCCCCUGUCUAGCGAACGGCGGAGCUACGAUGCAGGAUCUGUACUCUCUGCUCCAUAUACCGUACGGCCUAGCUUUCUGGACAGCAGCAGCUUUCGCUGGACCAGCUCUCGGGCCUCUUCUAUCUGGAUUUUCCGUCUAUGCGGAGAACUGGCGAUGGUCUCAAUGGGAACUCCUCUGGAUGGCCGCCCCGGUCUUCCUCCUCUUUUUCUUCUUCCUCCCGGAAACACAGCCUACGACCAUCCUUCUCCACCGAUCUGCCCGCCUACGUGCGCUAACCGGCAAUCCGAAUAUUCAUACCCAAACCGAGAUCGAUCGCAAAGGCACCAAGUUCUCUGCAACACUCCUCGACACUCUCAUCAAGCCUUUGGAAAUCUGCGUCAAAGACCCCGCUCUCUUCUUCAUCAACGUCUACUCCGCGCUGACAUACGGUAUCUACUACUCUUUCUUCGAGGUCUUCAAUAUGGUUUAUCUGGAGAUAUAUGGGUUCAGCGUCGGCCAGAUGGCGAUUGUGUUUUUGUCCAUCAUCGUGGGGUGCGUUCUUGCUAUGACGAUUUACUUUUCCUAUCUGAGGUUCUACCUCAUACCGGAUAUCCUCAAGCAAGGACUGAGACCCCAAGAGCAUAGACUCGUGCCGGCGAUUUUCGCGAGUUUUGGGGUACCGAUUGGGUUGUUCAUCUUUGGUGAGUCUGACCACACAACGAGGACUGAGACUUCAGGCACUAACAGCGAUUUUGCGUAG
Messenger RNA from Alternaria metachromatica, 1494 nucleotides. RefSeq lists its product as uncharacterized. Gene Ontology annotation, molecular function: fluconazole transmembrane transporter activity. Gene Ontology annotation, biological process: xenobiotic detoxification by transmembrane export across the plasma membrane. The transcript is spliced from 4 exons. NCBI's taxonomy places the organism in Eukaryota, Fungi, Ascomycota, Dothideomycetes, Pleosporales, Pleosporaceae. The record is from RefSeq and is a predicted model, not a curated record. Bases 1 to 1494 code for a protein of 497 amino acids.